AUGUCUGCCCGUCCCCAGAACGUCGGCAUCAAGGCCAUCGAAAUCUACUUCCCCAAGAGAUGCAUCUCGGAGGACGACCUCGAGGACUUUGAUGGCGCCCCCAAGGGAAAGUACACCAUCGGCUUCGGCCAGAAGUUCAUGGCCUUCACCGACGACCGCGAGGACAUCAACUCGUUUGCCCUCUCCGUCGUCUCUGGCCUGCUCGAGAAGAACAACAUCGACCCGCGCAGCAUCGGCCGCAUCGACGUGGGCACCGAGACCAUCAUUGACAAGUCCAAGUCGGUCAAGACGGUGCUGAUGGACCUGUUUGCGCCGUCGGGCAACCACAACAUCGAGGGCAUCGACUCCAAGAAUGCGUGCUACGGAGGCACUGCCGCCCUCUUCAACGCCGUCAACUGGGUCGAGAGCAGCUCGUGGGACGGCAGGGACGCCAUCGUCGUCGCCGGCGACAUUGCCAUCUAUGCCGAGGGCAGCGCUCGCCCCGUCGGCGGCGCUGGUGGUGUUGCGCUCCUCAUCGGUCCCGACGCGCCCCUCGUCCUCGAGCCGGCCCACGGCACCCACAUGGCCAACUUCUGGGACUUUUACAAGCCCAACCUCUCGUCCGAGUACCCCGAGGUCGACGGCCCCGAGACGAUCCAGGCCUACCUCGGCUGCUUUGACCGGACCUACGACGCCUUCCGCCAGCGCGUCGCCAAGCUCAAGGCGGCGGCGGCGGCGGGAGGCAGCGCCAACGGCGCCAACGGCCACGCCGACGCCGCCGACGCUGCCGCGCUCGCCGCGACCAAGGUCGAGGACUUUGACUACGUCGUCUACCACUCUCCCUACUCGAAGCUGGUCCAGAAGGGCUUCGGGCGCCUGCUGUACAACGACUUUGCGGCGGACCCCAAGAACGAAAAGUACGCCUCGAUCCCGGCCGAGUUUGCCGAGCUGGACCGCAAGUCGACGAUCACCAACAAGGACGUCGAAAAGGCGUUUGGCGCGUACGGCAAGCAGCUGCAGCAGAAGAUGCUCGAGCCGAGCAUGGACACGGUCAGGCGGUGCGGCAACAUGUAUUCCGCCUCGGUGUACGGCGGCCUGGUGUCGCUGCUGAGCAACGUGUCGUCGCCGGAGAUCCAGGGCAAGCGCAUCCUGGUCUACUCGUUUGGGUCGGGCGCGGCGGCGUCGAUGUUUGCCAUCCGCGUGCGCGGCUCGACGGAGCAGAUUGUCAAGACGACCGACCUCAAGGCGCGCCUCGACGCCAUGCAGGUCGUGCCGUGCCAGACGUACGUCGACGCCCUCCAGACGCGCGAGGCCACCCACAACGCCGUCAGCUACGACCCCAAGGGCGACGUCGCCCACCUCUGGCCGGGCGCCUACUACCUCGAAAAGGUCGACCACAUGUACCGCCGCUUCUACAAGCGCGUCCCCCUCGCCUGA
Messenger RNA from Pseudozyma flocculosa PF-1, 1416 nucleotides. RefSeq lists its product as uncharacterized. The coding region runs from base 1 to 1416 and encodes 471 amino acids. The record is from RefSeq and is a predicted model, not a curated record. Gene Ontology annotation, biological process: ergosterol biosynthetic process; acetyl-CoA metabolic process. The transcript is spliced from 3 exons. Lineage: Eukaryota; Fungi; Basidiomycota; Ustilaginomycetes; Ustilaginales; Ustilaginaceae. Gene Ontology annotation, molecular function: hydroxymethylglutaryl-CoA synthase activity.